Molecule: messenger RNA, 1623 nt
Organism: Amborella trichopoda
Lineage: Eukaryota; Viridiplantae; Streptophyta; Magnoliopsida; Amborellales; Amborellaceae
Biological process (GO): cortical microtubule organization
Cellular component (GO): cortical microtubule
Source: RefSeq, a predicted model, not a curated record
AUGAAUUCCGGUCGCUGGAGAAUUUUCGGGCCAGCGGAAACCAGCCGAAAAGACAAAGAUGAUGACUUGCUCCUAUUUAGAGAGAUGAAGAAUAGGGACAAGGAGAAGGUUGCCAGCCUUCUCCAACCCGUAGUCUCGGGGGAGUUUGAACCUGACUAUGCAAAUGGAACCCCUCCGAUUUUUCGAAUUCCCUCCGGCAAGAAAGGAACAGGAAGUGAGUUUUGGGCAUUAGAUGGAAAUAAAAACGACUAUAAUUGGCUUAAGACACCACCAGGAACUCCUCUGUUCCCAUCAUUAGAAAUGGAGGCAAACAAUCCAGCAUUGGUUAUUCAAAGAGAAAUUCCAAUCUUGAAAGCUCCCCUUACUAUCAAAACAUCAAGGUUUGCAGACCAGAAGAAAUCGACCAUUGGGGCAACUAAAACUAAUCCUAAUCCCAAACCCGCCUCAACAUCGCAAAGAUCCCCAAAAUCGGGUUGUGUGUCAACUAGUUCAUCUAGGUCCGGCAGUCCGAGUGCUAGACGGAUUGCGACGAACUCCAAAGCUACAAAGGUUGUUUCUAAUGCUCAUGCAAAAACCUACGUCACUGAAACUAAGUCGAGACCUAGAGCUUCAGAGGGGACUGCAUCAAUUACAUCUGUAAAUCAGAUUUGCUCUGAUGUUGAUGCUAGAGUUAUAUCCCCUCUGAGAAACAUUGGCUUUAAUACCAUUGCAAAACAUUCUUUAAAUGGAAUGAAUUUCUCUGAUUCAAAUGAACAGCACAAUGUAGGAACAAUUGGAAGUAAACACAACCCUGAAAGAUCCCCUAAACCUGUCGAAUCCAAGCCCACAAGGGGCUUGUCACCAUUUGGAAGAUCAAUGGCAGCCAUUGCAAAGAUUGAGGGAUUCUCAAAUGAAACUCCCUCAAACUUGAGGACGACCAUCCCGAACCGCCCACCCUCGAAUUCAAGAGGCAGACCAGGAGCCUUGAGCUCCGAAUACCGUCACAGACCCUUGGACGAAACACCUUCUAACCUCAGGUCUUCCAUUCCAAACCGUUCUACCUCCGCUUCGAGAGGAAGAACGGAGAUUUCUAACAUGGAAAAGCCAAACAAAUUCUCAGAUGAAACAUCUUUGAAACCGAAGAUGACUUCUUUGCCAAACCAGACAAACAAAUUCUCAGACGAAACAUCUUUGAAACCGAAGAUGACUUCCUUGCCAAACCAGACAAACAAAUUCUCAGAUGAAACAUAUUUGAAACCGAAGAUGACUUCCUUGCCAAAGCGUCCUGCAUCGACCACGAGAGGAAGAUCGGGCUCGACAAAGCCCAUGGAAGAAACCGGGAAGAUGAGAAGGCAAUCAUGCUCUCCGAGCACGACACGGGGAAGAAGGCCUGAGAAUGAAAGAAUCAGCGAUCAGAACCCGUUGGCUAAAGAGAAGACGUCAAAUUUCUCUGGGGUCCCUGGUGUUCUUGGUAGUAAAAUGGUUGAAAGAGUGAUGAAUGCAAGGAGAACUGGUAAUGGAGGGAAUGAAUCUCAACUCAAAAUUCAAACCUCAAUGGAUGGCUCAGGAUUUGGGAGGACGAUGUCUCGAACUUCAUUAAAUAUGGCCCUAAAACACAUGGUAAGUUCUUCCCAUGAUCAAUAA